UGUCAUAUAACCCACAAACUAACCCUUAUAUUCUGCACCCUUCUGAAAGUUUCAUAUCUUCAUUCCCUUUAUAGUAACCCUAUUCCCUUCCUCUCUUUAUAACUAUCCCUUAUCUUUUUGGUAUCUCCAUUAUUAUUCAUUUCUCAUCAAAUCAAAGAACAAGAACCAGAAGAAGAUAUGGGUAGAGGGAAGAUUGAGAUCAAAAGAAUUGAGAAUUCAAGCAACAGGCAAGUCACUUACUCCAAGAGAAGAAAUGGAAUCAUGAAGAAAGCUAAGGAGAUUACAGUUUUAUGCGAUGCUCAAGUUUCUCUCGUUAUUUUUGCCACUUCUGGCAAAAUGCAUGAGUAUUGCAGCCCUUCUACUACGCUGGUUGAUGUGUUGGACAAAUAUCAUAAGCAGUCUGGUAAGAGGUUAUGGGAUGCUAAACAUGAGAAUCUGAGUAAUGAGAUUGAUAGAGUGAAGAAAGAGAAUGACAACAUGCAGAUUGAGCUCAGGCACAUGAAAGGAGAUGACAUAACAUCUUUGCACCACAAAGAACUGAUGGGUUUAGAAGAAGCACUUGAAAAUGGCCUUGCUGGUGUUCGUGACAAACAGAUGGAGUAUUACAAGACGAUGAAGAAAAAUGAAAAGAUGUUGGAGGAUGAGAACAAGCGCUUGAGCUUCAUUCUGCAACAACAAGAAAUGGCAAUGGAAGAGAAUGUGAGAGAGAUGGAAAACCCUUAUCAUCAACAAAGGGUGAGGGACUACAAUUCUCAAAUGCCUUUUGCCUUCAGGGUGCAGCCUAUUCAACCAAAUUUGCAGGAGAGAAUGUAACAUUAUAAACCAAAAAAGAAAAGAUAUAAGAAACUCUUUUACUACUACUAUUAAAUAACUCUUCAGCAAUCCAUGAGGAUUUAUGUAGAGAUGUGAUGUUAAGCUACUAUAUUAUGUGACUAGAGCUUGAAUUGAUUAAAUUAUCUAAUUAAAUAUUGCCUGUUUGAGGACA
Mercurialis annua (annual mercury) is the source of this 985-nucleotide messenger RNA. RefSeq names its product agamous-like MADS-box protein MADS9. The transcript has 7 exons. Gene Ontology annotation, cellular component: nucleus. Gene Ontology annotation, biological process: positive regulation of transcription by RNA polymerase II. The coding region runs from base 178 to 813 and encodes 211 amino acids. NCBI's taxonomy places the organism in Eukaryota, Viridiplantae, Streptophyta, Magnoliopsida, Malpighiales, Euphorbiaceae. The record is from RefSeq and is a predicted model, not a curated record. Gene Ontology annotation, molecular function: RNA polymerase II cis-regulatory region sequence-specific DNA binding; DNA-binding transcription factor activity, RNA polymerase II-specific; protein dimerization activity.